ACGGAUAGUACCGAGUUUAGCCGAUUGUGAGCGAUGUUACGUCCGUGUAAACCGUAACAUAGCGUUAGCUGUCGAGCUAAUAAGCUCAGUGUUUCGCGGUGUAUCUUUUAGCUAUAUUUGCAGAACAACCGAAGACUGUACAGAUCUGACAUAAUGGACAGCGAAAUGUCUGACAUUGACCCUAUACCUGGGCCUGAGACCAGCAGUAUGGAGGGGGAGAACGCACCACUGUACUGUAUCUGCCGGAAACCAGACAUCAACUGCUUCAUGAUUGGCUGCGAUAACUGUAAUGAGUGGUUCCAUGGCCACUGCAUUAACAUCACCGAGAAGAAGGCGAAGGCAAUCCGAGAAUGGUACUGCAUGAGAUGCAGAGAUAAAAACCCUACACUGGAAAUAAAGUAUAGAUCAAAGAAAAGCCGCGAGAAGGAAGCGGAGGCUGACAGAGAAACACAGUACAGCACCCCAAGUACUCCAGACUAUAAGAGUGAAAGGCGGCGUGGAUCUAAAGUAAAGCGGUCCGUCCGAAUGUGUGGGGAAUGUGAGCCCUGCAGAAGGACUGAGGACUGUGCUCAGUGUGACUUCUGCAAGGACAUGAAGAAGUUUGGAGGUCCCAACAAAAUCAGACAGAAGUGCAGGUUUAGGCAAUGCGAGGUUCGAGCCAGGAAAAUGCUCCGCGUGAAGGAUGAGGAAAUGUCUUUGCAAGAAAGGAGGGACAACUACCACAGACGGAGACGGUACUCCGACGACUACGACAGUGAGGCGGAUCUCUACCAGCAAUACAAGGCAGCGGGACUUGACAGCAACAUGGUGUGGGCUAGUGACGACGACGAUGAGCCACCUUUUAGUCCUGUCAUGCGUAAGAAAGCUGUGAAGGUGAAGCACGUCAAGAGACGAGAAAAGAAGUUUGACAAGAAAAAGGAGUCACGACGGCACAAACAGAAGCAGAAGCACAAAGACAGAACUAGAUACAGUGAGAAGGGCGACCUCCGGGAUAACGGAGGGCAGCGUCAGUGUCUGGGGCCAAGCUGUGUGGAGGCAGCUAGAUCCAACUCCAAGUACUGCUCUGAGGACUGUGGCAUGAAGUUAGCUGCCAACCGGAUCUAUGAGAUCCUCCCUCAGCGCAUACAGCAGUGGCAGCAGAGUCCAUGCAUCGCUGAGGAGCAUGGUAAGAAGCAGCUGGAGCGCAUCCGUCGGGAACAGCAGAACGCCCGGCUCCGCCUUACAGAGAUGGAGCGACGCUUCCACGAACUGGAAGGCAUCAUCGCUAAGGCCAAGCAGCAGGCGGUUCAGCAGGACGAGGAGGUGAAUGAAGGUGAUAGCGAGGACACAGACCUGCAGAUUUUCUGUGUGUCUUGUAGUCAUCCCAUCAAUCCAAAAGUGGCACUGAGACAUAUGGAGAGAUGUUACGCAAAGUAUGAGAGUCAGACCUCCUUUGGUUCUAUGUACCCUACAAGAAUAGAAGGAGCAACCAGACUCUUCUGCGAUGUGUACAAUCCCCAAAGCAAAACAUAUUGUAAGAGGCUUCAGGUUUUGUGUCCAGAGCAUUCCAGAGAUCCUAAGGUCCCAGUGGAUGAGGUGUGUGGGUGUCCUCUGGUGAAGAAUGUGUUUGAGCUGACGGGAGAUUACUGCAGGGUCUCUAAAAGGAAAUGCAACAAACAUUACAACUGGGAAAAGCUCAGGAGAGCAGAGGUGGACUUGGAACGAGUGAGGGUGUGGUACAAGUUGGACGAGCUCUUUGAACAGGAGCGUAACGUCAGGACUGCUAUGACCAACAGAGCUGGCCUUCUCGCUCUGAUGUUGCACCAAACCAUUCAGCACGACCCGCUGACAACCGAUCUGCGGUGCAACAAGGAUAGGUAGUCGACCUAGUCUGCAUCAGUCUGUCGAACACUGUACAUAACGUGAGAUUUGAGUGUUGAAGAUUUAAACUUGUAGAACAAUAACAUCCAUGUGGAUGAUUUUAUAACUAGAAUUUUUUUUAUCUUUGUAUGAUACUAAACUAUAAAAGGUAAAUGGAUCCAUAUUUUUCCUGACUGUGGUAGAUGAACUACUGCUGAUUGAAAACUGCUGUUUUUGGUAUGAUGGCUCUAAAUAAACACCUCAAACAUGC
Molecule: messenger RNA, 2110 nt
Organism: Micropterus salmoides (largemouth bass)
Lineage: Eukaryota; Metazoa; Chordata; Actinopteri; Centrarchiformes; Centrarchidae
Gene: cxxc1b
Product: CXXC finger protein 1b
Exons: 14
Coding region: 154-1860 (568 amino acids)
Biological process (GO): positive regulation of DNA-templated transcription
Cellular component (GO): Set1C/COMPASS complex
Molecular function (GO): zinc ion binding; DNA binding
Source: RefSeq, a predicted model, not a curated record